This is a messenger RNA of Sphaeramia orbicularis (orbiculate cardinalfish), 2753 nucleotides long. RefSeq names its product potassium channel, subfamily K, member 6 (gene kcnk6). NCBI's taxonomy places the organism in Eukaryota, Metazoa, Chordata, Actinopteri, Kurtiformes, Apogonidae. The transcript is spliced from 3 exons. Gene Ontology annotation, molecular function: potassium ion leak channel activity; outward rectifier potassium channel activity. The record is from RefSeq and is a predicted model, not a curated record. Gene Ontology annotation, cellular component: plasma membrane. Bases 140 to 1135 code for a protein of 331 amino acids. Gene Ontology annotation, biological process: potassium ion transmembrane transport; stabilization of membrane potential.
CGCGCUGUGGGAGUGGAUGCUGAGGUGAGGAGGGCUUAAAGUUCUGCAUGUCCAACCCCCUCAGAGUCCACACAGUCCACACAGACCCACACAGUCCACACAGACCCACAGCAGAAGAAGCGGACGCCGCGCGCUGAGGAUGCGCGGAUCCGCUCCAGACAUGCGCUCCGUGGGCCGCUCGUGGCUGCUGCUCACGGGCUUCGUGCUCUUCUACAUCAUCUACCUCCUGUUCGGGGCCCUGGUGUUCUCCAGCAUCGAGCGGCCCGUGGAGGAGCAGCUGCGCCGGGACGUGGACGCGCUCAAGCGGGAUUUCCUGAACCGCAGCUGCGUCAACGGGGCCGCGCUCGAAGCCUUUCUGUCCAAAGUGCUCCGGGCCAACAAGUACGGCGUGUCCGCCCUCAGGAACGCGUCCUCCGCCUCCAACUGGGACCUGGCCUCGUCCAUGUUCUUCGCCAACACCCUGGUCACCACCGUGGGUUAUGGCCACACCAGCCCUCUGUCCGACAUGGGGAAGGCCUUCUCCAUCCUCUACGCCCUCAUCGGCGUCCCCUUCACCAUGCUGGUCUUGACCGCCUGUGUCCAGAAGCUCCUGGUCCCCCUGGUCCUGGCUCCUGUCGGGCUCCUGCAGCGUUGGGGUCUGGAGCCCCGUCCGGCCGUGGUGGUCCACUUCGUGGUGCUGCUGGUUCUGGUGGUGCUGGGCUUCUUCAUGGUGCCGGCGGCCAUCUUCAGUACGUUGGAGGGGUCCUGGUCCUUCCUGGAUGGCGUCUACUUCUGCUGCGUCUCCUUGUUCACCAUCGGACUCGGGGACUUCGUUCCUGGGACUCAACCCCGGCAGAAGAACAAGGCCCUGUACCAGGUUUCCGUCAUGGUCUACCUGUUCCUGGGUCUGAUGAUGAUGUUCCUCCUUCUCCGGACCUUCCAUAAAAUGGCCGACCUGCACGGGGUGACCAGCCUCCUGCAGCUGCCGCGCUGCGAGGAGUCGGACCAGGACGACGACCGGGAGCCCAUCGUCGAGGAGGAGGGCGACGCCCACAACGACCGGACCUCACCCUCCCCAGUGGCGAAGGGUGACGGCAGCAGCAGCCCCCUGGAACCCGGAUCACAGCCGUCGUACAACACCAUCAACAAAGGCUGAAGACAUGAACACUGACAGGAACGGGAGGAUCUACCUCGAAAAAAAUCAACGCAGCGUCCAAAUAUGACCUGGGUUCAGUUGUUCCUCGUCUUGGAGAAAAGUCAAAUGGUGUUUUUGGCCAUCUGACAUUCGUUUUUGACCAUCAGACGUUUGUUUUCUGCCAGUUUACGGGGUGAUUGUGUGGGGUUUUUUGGCUCGUGAAGGACUCGGACUAAAACGACUGUUUCAGAUCACUUUUAUGGAGUCGAUUCAUUACCACAAUCUAAUUCACAAAACAUGUUGUACAAAUAAAUGUAUUUUCUUCUACAAAUACAAAACUACAGAUCAAAUACACAACAUAUUUAAUAUUCAUGCUUCUGAAAGGAGUCUUCAAACCUAAUAUAUCCCUUGAUUUUUAGCUCAGUCCUUCCACUAUUUGUGCUGAUAAUUCACCUCCACUGCAGCAGGUGGUGCUACAACUUACUCCAUCAACUUUAAGUUUAAUUUCACACAUAAGAAUCAAACUGUUACUCAUGUUAUAUUUUGGGCUGUUUUUACACAUGUAACAUUCAGCUUGGCUUAAGAAAAACAGAACUUCAUUCCUUAUUUCAAUAGUUUCUUGUACUUUUUCAUCCAAUAUGAGUGUUACAUGUGUAAAACUCACUUUAUUAAGUUAAAAUAACAUGUGUUAACUUCAUUUGAUCCUUUUUAAUACAUGAAAAAUAACGAGGGCUGCAUUAUGUGGUUUUAAAUGGACGAGUGGCGCCACCUGCUGGUGUGGAGGUGAAUUACGCUGAUAGUGAGAAAAUCUGCACAAAUAGUUGAAAGAUGAGUCACAGUUUCUUUAUAAGGUUAUUUUUGUACUUGUACUUGAUCUAGAGAUGUUGUGCGUUUGUUUGAUAGAUUUUGUAUUUGUUCGUAAAUUGUUUUGUUUUUUUUCUUGGCGAAUUGCAUAACAUUUGUAAAGCAUGUUUUGUUUUGGCGGGAAUUGACCUCCGUACUUACAAGUCUGUCGUUUUUAGUCUGUUCACAUCUUAAAAAAAAUACUGUUAAAUGACCAAAGUGCCUUCUUAUCUCGUUCAGAUCCUCUAAUGAUGCUCCACUCAUCCACAUGGAGGUUAAAACACGAGUUCAUCAACCCUUAAUGCAUCCCAACAUGCAUGAAAAAUCACAAGAAUCUGCUCUGGUCUGUGAAUAAAACUCCUAAAUGUGGAUAUGAGGCGGCUGGGACAUCACUGGAAUGUGCUUUAUUUAAUCAGAUUUCAUGAACAUUAGCUGUGAUGUCUGAUUCAUUCCUGAGCAGCUGCAGACACUGAUGCCUUCAACACUGCUGCCCCCUGGUGUCCACAUCAAGUACUGCACAAAAAAGCCUCCAGAGCAGGAACAAGUAGGGUUAAAGGGUCAGAAAUGAGGGACUGAGAUGGAAAAAUUAUGAUCAGUACGUGUUUAAUUCCAUCUGAGGUAAUGAACGCUUUGAUGCACUUUACGCUGGGUAUUUUUUGUCAUCAUUGAAGAGACUGAUUAAUGACCUGAUGCUGUAAAAUGAGUUAUUUCAGUCAAUGAUGGUGUUUGUCGUAGCAGUUUAGUAUUAGUUAAAUGUAUGUUCACGAUGAUAAAUUAAUAAACUUGUAUUGUAAUA